UGCGGGUAUAAGUACGGUCGCUCCUCAGAAGGACUCAGUACACUCAGCGCGGCUGUCACGAUGCUAGGCGUCACAGUUCUUCUGCUCGCUGCGUCCUUCCUGGCCACGCCGGAGGCUGUGCCGCUGGGGCGCAGACCCUGCGACUUCGUGUGCCCGUACAACUACGACCCCGUGUGCGCCGUCAACGCCUGGGGCUACAGGGAGACCUUCCCCAACCACUGCACGCUCGUGCUGCACAACUGCCAGAACCCGUACAACCAAUACUACUUCCUGUACAGAGGAGAAUGCUAUCCCCGGCGCAUAUACUGAACGAGAAGAGGACUGCAUUCACAGAUUGGCCUUUCAGACACUCAAAGACGAGCAAACCCACAACUAUGAAACUGAAGAACCAAGAAGAAAUUUAUUCCCACCCUCAGAAUUAAAUUAUCACGAUAUUAGAACUAUUUAAAAAAAAUGUUAAAAAAUAUUUCCAUAUUUUAGAAAUUGUCUAUGCGCACAACUUUUAAUUUGAUCGACUCCAAAUAUUUCAAAAAUUACUUUUGAAUAAAACUUUACCAUGCUAAUGCUUUAAAUGUCUUUUUAAAUUGUGUAAUUUCAGCUUUUUACCUGAGCUCCCGUAGUAACAAAUGCAAACUAUUGCUAAAGAAAACUGGGUAACUAGUUGUCACAUAUGUGCCCUGAGGAAAGGGAUUAAACAUAUAAAAUUGUUUAAAUAUAAAUUUUUUAAUGUUUUGGUUAUAUUUAUUCAUACUGUGCAGAGGGGGUUGGGGGAUUCAAAACAAAUGGGGUGGGUUGGUGAUUAAAUAAUUUAGUUUUAAAGUAGAUAUGAAAAUAAUCGAAGAUUCCUGUCAAAUGCAACUUGAAGGUUUAGGUUUUUCUGCUGCACGAUUACCAUGAACUUAUCAAAGCAUGGUGGAAACGUUAACACAGAAUUGACCACUCAUUUGGCAGAACUAUACAGCUGCGAGAUUAAAUCAGUACCGACUGGAUCAUAAUGCAGGACGUUUUCUGAAGGAAGUUUAAAUGCAUCAUACCCAUGUACUAAAUCUAAUUAAAAAUAACUUACCACUAAUUAAAAAAGAAUGCACAAUUAUUGUAACAUUUUGAGAAAUUCAAAAUCAGUCUUUACAAAUUGGAAGUGUUUGCAAACUGAAAUUAAAGGUCAGAGUAAUUUUUUAUACAAACAAUUCUUUAAAUUUCUUUAAAGUGUGGUGAGAAAAUAAGUAAGUAUUUUUUAUUUAGCUUGGCAAAGGGACACAGAAAAAUAUCUUAACUAGUUGGAACCAAGAUUCUUAGCGUAAUCAGUAUCUUCGCAGCAGGCUAGACUGAACUUUCGUAAUGCACACUCGAGUCCUUUGGCUUUUUGGUACUGGCUUGGAGUCACACAGGACGUGUCAAAAGAACUGGAUGACUACUGGCCCACCAUACCCGCAAAGCAGAUGUUCACAACCUUUCAAGUCUACUUUGAUACCACAUGAAUAUGCGCAAGUCUCGCGCCUAGAAUUUGCAUAAAUCUGCGAAGAAAUUCGAAAUAUUGUCCGCAAUAAGGUGUAGCUUUUUAUUUUGAUUUUAGCGUGAUUUAUUUACACAGCAGAAUUACAUUGAAUUUUUAUUUCACAUACGCCGUUAGGUUUUUAAAAGUUUUCCGUUUAAGAAUAAAUUGGUUGGUCUAAAGACAAAUCUAAAAAAUAAAUAAAAACUGGUAUACUUUUAAUUAUUUUUUGCUCCAAGCUACACACUACACGUUACCUGAAAAAUAAUUGCGUAAAAGUGAUGUUCCAUUAAAAACCGAUUUGUAUUUCGAACGUACGAAUAAGUGAAUAUCAAACAUUCACAAACUUUUUACUAAUUAAACCAAUCAGCUUUACGUUAAGUUGAACAACAAAUCUUAAGCAUGUGUUUUUUUUUUUUACAGUGAUACAACGAAUAUUGUGAGAUUUUGACGUGACAACGUCUAAUAAAUCGAUGAACGCCGGCUGCACGCACGAAAAAGUGUCCCGUUACGAACAUUGUUCCGUUACGCUGUGUCCCGUUACGCUCAUUGUACGCUUGCGCCGCAUCUAUCUCUUCCACUCGACUGUUUAUAUAUAUAUAUAUAUAAUAAAGUGAAUUGAAAAGUUAA
This is a messenger RNA of Bacillus rossius redtenbacheri, 2122 nucleotides long. Its product is annotated as vasotab-like. Bases 61 to 309 code for a protein of 82 amino acids. The transcript has 3 exons. The record is from RefSeq and is a predicted model, not a curated record. Gene Ontology annotation, molecular function: protein binding. Lineage: Eukaryota; Metazoa; Arthropoda; Insecta; Phasmatodea; Bacillidae.